Molecule: messenger RNA, 1818 nt
Organism: Phaedon cochleariae (mustard beetle)
Lineage: Eukaryota; Metazoa; Arthropoda; Insecta; Coleoptera; Chrysomelidae
Source: the annotation of a GenBank genome assembly
UCGCACGAGCUGAUUCAUAAUAUUAUGUUUGUCGUGCAUCGUGACAUAUGUAAUUGUAAGUUAACGAGCAGUUUCUUGACCUCUCUUUAAAAAUUUCAACUAGUCUAUUUUUCCUCAGUGAUAUGUUCAUCCAGAAUACGAAUAUCAAAAUAUUGUGAGUUUCCUUGAAUUGCACUGAAAGUGAGAUAAUUAUAGUGUUUUCCUAACUCUGCGAUUCAUUCAGAUAGUUCUCAACGAUAAGUAUAGAUAUAUGUUACUGUGAUGAUAAAGAUGAAGAGCAUUGUUGAUCUCUCGAUGUUCAAAUCCCGGAUUUUCCAAUACUUGGCAGCCUUUGGAGCUAAUAUGGGAAUGGUCUCUCUCGGAAUGCACUACGGCUGGUCCUCAACUUCGAUUCCCAGAUUGCAAUCAGUCAACUCAACAAUCCAAAUUACAAGUGACGAAGGAUCUUGGCUAGCAUCUGUAACUCCUUUGGGAGCCAUCGUAGGAACUAUUCUAGUAGCACUCACUUUAAAUUCCGUCGGUUACAAGAAGUUCAUCAUCCUCAUCUCCUUACCACUCACACUUUCUUGGCUACUCAUAGCCCUUGCCAAUAACAAAGUAUAUUUCUUCAUUGGAAGGAUCAUCGCUGGUAUUAUGGAUGGAAUCCUAUUUACGGUUAUACCUCCAUUUUUAUCGGAAAUUUCAGACCCAGACAUAAGAGGAUUUAUGGGUAUCACCUAUCUUCUAGCAUUAGUAAUUGGAAUGCUCCUGAUCAAUGUUCUGUUUCUAUGUGUUUCUGAUGUGACCACCGCUGCGAUUGCCUCAGUCCUCAGUCUUCCCAUACUUUUGAUAAUUCCUUGGCUGCCAGACAGUCCAUACUUCCUCCUGAUGAAGCAGGAUACUCUCGCAGCUGAAGCUAGCCUUCGAAAAUAUAGAGGAAAGAGUGAUGUGGUUGAAGAAAUUGAUAGAAUAACAAAAAGUUUAAUGCAAAACAGUGAUGAAGGUCGUUUUAUCGAUCUAGUCAGAAAUAAGUUUCACCGAAAGAGUUUGCUUUUAGCCAUGGGUUUGAUAAUAUUCCAACACUUGAGUGGAAUUAUGGCAAUUCAGUCAUACUGUGAAACAGUUUUCAUUGAAAGUAGCAGUUUUUUGAACCCUACAAUUUCAAAUUUAAUUUAUUUUAUAGUAUACUUCUUUGCCACCGUGUUAUCUCAGUUCUUGGUGGAUAUAUUCGGCAGAAGACUUUUGCUGCUGUCAUCGACUGGUUUAGUUAUCGCUAUGUUACUACUAAAUGGCACUUAUCUGUAUAUUAAGAACUGGACUACUAUAGAUACUACCAGUUUUGACUUUCUGCAGUUGGUUGCCAUUUUGAUAUACAUAUUAACCUUCAGUAUAGGACUCAACACUGUACCUACCCUCAUUGCCAGUGAGAUUUUCACUCCCAAUAUAAAAGGCGUCGCAUUUUGCGUGAUAAAUAUCUGUUAUAGUUUGAUAUCGACCGUUGUCAUAAAAUUUUUCAUUUGGUCCAAGGAUACAUUUGGUAUGUUCGUCCCUUUUUAUAUAUUCGCUAUUUGCAGUAUGCUGGGGAUGGGUUUUAGUGCAAUGUUCAUGCCAGAAACAAAGAAUAAGACUCUGGAGAAAAUACAAAUGGAAAUUCGUGGCCAGAAAGAGUGAAGUAAUUUGAUAUUAAAUUAUGGAUAUCUUCAAUGAAUAUACCCAGAGGAUUUGUUUUGAGAUAGGUUGGCUAAUUCUCCAUCUAUGUAUUUUGAUAUCUUUUAUAUUACUUGUUCAACUCCGAAUAAUUGAAAAUUAUACAAGUAUUUAUUUUUUAUAUAAUAUCUA